AUACUUACACAGUAUCUGGCUUGACGAUCAAGUAAAAUGGCGAACCAGUGGUUCUCAAAUUGAGGAUGAAAAAAUAAACGUGAGGAAAACUAACCUCAUAAAGUAUACACUUAUUACCACCGAAAUUAAAAACAAAAUUAUUUUAUUUUGUCUGCUGUUCUGACAAUUAGAUAUGUCAUUUGUUAUUACCAGACUUCAAGAAGCACUGAGACACGGAAUCAUCAACAAGGUUGGUGUAAGAUGUUUUUCUCGAGGAAGUGUGGUGUUUCAAGAAGAAUCUGAAGCUCCGAGUAAUGAACCUCCAGUUGACCCAGCUAAGGAUAGACGUAAUCCUGUACCUGUUGAAACAAGUAUUCGUUAUUUAGCUAGUGACGCGUAUAAAGAGACUUAUGGGAGUGAGCCAGUUUGGAAACCGUUUCGCAGAAAUCACAAGGGUUCACUUCCUCCAAAAAAAACUAGAAGAACUUGUAUUAGAAGCGGUAUAAUAUCAACUGGUAGCCCAUGUCCAAUCUGCCGUGACGAAUAUUUAAUAAUCGAUCAUAGAAAUACUGCUUUGCUGAAACAAUUUAUCUCUCCAUACAACGGCGAAGUGAUAAGUUACGAAAAAACAAACAUUUGUCAAAAACAACAUAAAAAUCUACUCAUAGCGCUUCAUCGCGCACACGAUUAUGGUACUAUUACAUACGACGUCGAUUUCAGACAAUACGAUUACUCUGAUUGGUACAGACCUGAAGAAGAUCAACAGAAAAAUUAAUAAAUUAUUAUAGUUUAUAUAUUAAUUAUAUUUAACGAUGGAAGCACCUUUUGUUAUUGUUGGAGGCGGAAUCGCUGGGGUAUCUUGCGCGGAGAGCAUAUCAUUUUUAGCUCCCGAUGAAAAAAUAAUACUGAUAAGUGCGAGUCCGCUUAUUAAAACAAUAACAAAUGUUGAGCCAGUUGGAAUGACUAUGAUGAAGUUUGAUGUCGAAGAAAAAGAGUCCAAGUCUCUGUCUGAAAGAAAUUCAUUAUUAGCAGUAGUUAAUGAUGUUGUGGCGCAAAUAAAUAUUAAUGACAAGACUGUUGAAACAGAAGAGGGAUUAGUAAUAAAGUACAAUAAAUUAUGCCUUUGUAAUGGAGCCAGAGCUCGUAUCAUUAA
Cotesia glomerata is the source of this 1132-nucleotide messenger RNA. It is a transcript of the gene mRpS18B, whose product is annotated as 28S ribosomal protein S18b, mitochondrial. The coding region runs from base 173 to 754 and encodes 193 amino acids. Gene Ontology annotation, biological process: mitochondrial translation. The record is from RefSeq and is a predicted model, not a curated record. Gene Ontology annotation, cellular component: mitochondrion; ribosome. Lineage: Eukaryota; Metazoa; Arthropoda; Insecta; Hymenoptera; Braconidae. Gene Ontology annotation, molecular function: structural constituent of ribosome. The transcript has 5 exons.